CUUACGGGCCCAGAUCAGGCCCGACCAUAAGUCGCGUGCACAAAUGCACCCACCAGCAUGCUAUUCAUACGGUAGCGCCAAUACCACGUUUAUGGUUCAUGCAAGUGUACUGCAUAUGAUACGGAACACCCCGUAGAUUGCCACGAGCUGUCCCUUGCUUGAGCUGGCCUCCCCAUGCAGUGGAUCAGGUCCUUUCCAUAUACAUAUUAUUCACCCUGAUCCCUGUUACAUCUCUCAUUUCCAGAGUUAUCCUUAUUACAACCACCCUUGAUACCUACACACUCGGCGCAGGCUCCCAUGGAGCCUCUGAUCUAGCAAGUGCAGCCAUUAAAAGAUAAUGGCUAUUAAAGUACCUCCCGGCCAAUCACCACCAUUCGAAACGGUAGAUGGUGACCACCAUGCUGGAAUUAUCAUCAUUGUUUCUGCUAUCUGUCUGGUGUUGUCAUUGGUGUGUCUGCUUAUUCGACUCUACGUGCGGUUCUUUCUCAGUCCACCAUUUGGAAUUGACGACGUGAUUCUUCUGGGAGCGACUCUUUCGGCGGUGGUGGAGUCGGUGGUCGUUUUUUACACGGCACACCUCGGAUUUGGAACGGCGAUCCGACUCCUCGACGAUCAUGUUAUCAGAAGAAUCCAAAACUCUGUUGUUGCGGCCGACGUCCUCUAUCUCAUCACAUUGUACCUUUCACGAUGCUGCGUCGUGGCUAUUUAUUCGCGGUUGACACCUCGAAGAAGGCACAAGAAUACAUUAUGGGGAAUCCUUGGCUUUUCAACAGCCGGCAUAAUUGCUUCAGUUUUCCUGAUCACGAUCAAUUGCUCACUUAAUAAGCCAUGGGUAACUCCAGUCGAGCAUUGCAGUAGUCUGUUCGCCCGAUGGCAAUUUAUUACGGCGAUCGAUAUUAUUACGGAAAUUGCGCUGUUUGUGUUUUCCAUCUUCUUAAUUUACGGGCUCCAAAUGGCUGUUAAGCCGAAGUUGGUGAUUAUGGUGGCAUUCGCUGCUAGGAUUCCCCUUGUCGCCUUCGAAGCGGUCCGCCUCUCCGAGUUCCACUCCUUUACCACCUCUCGAAACCCUACCUUUGACGCCAUCGCUCACUACACCUGGACUCAAAUUGCCCUGAACUAUUCCCUAAUCGCAUGCACUGCCUUCUGCCUCCGCCCCUUCAUGAACGCUGUGACGACGUCCUACGGUACAGCCGGCGACUCUAACCUAAGCACCAGCCGGAGUUAUCCCUAUGCUUCGGAUCGAGGUCGCAGCAACCAGGGCAGUUAUGCAUUACAGUCGCUCCAGAAUCGAUCUGUUGCUGCGCCCGAGCCAGAUCUCUUCCGUCCGAAGGUUGGCACCGGGGAGACGACGGUUACCUCCACUCAACCAGGGUUUUCGACGGGCGGCCACUCAGAUCGUGAUGACCGAAAUAGCAUCGGCAGCGAUGGCAGCACGAAGAUGAUCAUCAAAAAAGACGUGGAGUAUACGGUGCAUAGCUCACCAAAUCCCGAUCGCUGAUACGCUAUUCUUUUUCCUUUGUCUUUUUCUUAAGUGCGAUUUUUUAUUAAAACAAAAAAAGGUUGAAACAGGCAUAUACAUGUAUAGUAGCCAUGCUGAACGAUAUUACGAACAUAUAUAGAUUUAGAACGGACGUCUGGAUGGUCGGUGAGGAGCCUAAGGGUACUGAUCACUUAAUUGAUAAUGCCUACCAUUUGUAUGCAUCUGCCUUUAUAGUAGAUGACAGGAUCUACCACAAGCUCUGCUUAUUUUCCAAGCUCCGUAGGUCUUUCUCCAAAUGGGC
This is a messenger RNA of Aspergillus alliaceus, 1781 nucleotides long. RefSeq lists its product as uncharacterized. The transcript is spliced from 6 exons. The record is from RefSeq and is a predicted model, not a curated record. Bases 338 to 1498 code for a protein of 386 amino acids. Lineage: Eukaryota; Fungi; Ascomycota; Eurotiomycetes; Eurotiales; Aspergillaceae.